Molecule: messenger RNA, 2328 nt
Organism: Armigeres subalbatus
Lineage: Eukaryota; Metazoa; Arthropoda; Insecta; Diptera; Culicidae
Gene: Lnpk
Product: endoplasmic reticulum junction formation protein lunapark-B
Exons: 7
Coding region: 258-1502 (414 amino acids)
Biological process (GO): endoplasmic reticulum tubular network organization
Cellular component (GO): endoplasmic reticulum tubular network
Source: RefSeq, a predicted model, not a curated record
AAUUGCUUCGCCCAUCAGCACCUCUCUCCCCUCUUUGAUGAACAACUCGCGUUAUCACCAUCAAACGGUGGCUGACGCUGAAUUUUGUGUUGGCAAAAAAUAGAAGCGAAAUCCAGCAUCUUGCGAAAAUAAAUCAAUCACGCCCUGCAACGCAAAGAAUUGUGUGUCCAAUGGUCGGAUGCUUCCGUUGGCAUUUCUGCAACUUUGGAAUUGAGUGACGCAGUUCUGAAUUUGAAUCGGACUUCCCUAUCGGUACCAUGGGGGCCAUAAUUUCACGAUUUCGGAAAGAGAAAACAACCUACGAGAUAUUGCAAAACCUGGAAGAAAAGAUAAAGGACAUCGAGGAGUACACAAUCAGCACUCAACAGCGUCAAAAGCGGUUCGUGGCCAACUUCCUGGUUAUUUCUAUCGGUUUGUACGUAAUUUCGUUUGCGGUGUUUUACUUUGUAUUCUUCCCGCCAACAUGGAACGAGCGGAUCAUCCACUCGCUGCCUCUGCUGAUUUGUCCGAUGAUCAUCACAUUAAUAAAGAAAAGUCUUGCGUGGUACUUCGAGCGCAAAGUGGUCAACAACACAAACGAACUGAAAGAUCUUCGGGCGGAGAAAAAGAAAAUUCUGGAAAAGGUCAUGGAUAAAGAGACAUACAAGGUGGCGGUAGACAUUUUGAACAAAUUUGGAGAAAAGUCUCACAAGAUGCAAACCCAGUUGGUGUUACCCAGUGGUUUAUCGCCGAUGAAAGGUGCCCAACCGAUAAUGACAACACCGAAAGGCCCUGCAGUCUCAAUGCGAACCUCUCUCGGGCCACAGCCCGCCUCAGCACCGCAACACCAAGGAACUCCGAUGCGGCAGCAAAUGCAGUCAAAUACCCCGAUAGGAUUCAAUGUAAAUACAAGGCAACCGUAUCCAGGCAUGCCGAGUCCUUUCCAACAAUCGCAAUCUGCUGGUCUCAUUCAACGUCCCGUGGGAAUGGUACCGCAGCAGGGUAUGCCAUACCGGCGCACACCGUACCCGGUCAUCAACCACAGUCAGAAGGGAGUGAUCGAGAAGAUGGUUGACUAUCUGGUGGGCGAUGGACCCAGCAGUCGCUUCGCUAUGAUAUGUCGGGAAUGCCUCAUGCACAAUGGUAUGGCUUUGCAGGAGGAAUACGAAUAUGCGGCAUUCCGAUGUGCCUUCUGUGGUGCAUUUAAUCCAGCGAAGAAACAACGACCUCUGGCGCCAAAGCUACCGUUCGAACUAGCCCAGUUGGAAAAACUUAAAGAACAGCAUGGUUCCUCGUCAUCGCUGGCAGACUCUGAGACAUCUUCAUCGGAAGAAAGUCCAAGCGGAGAAGCGGGAGCGGAAGUACUCGACCAGGAGCAAGCCUCCACACCCGACCAAGAUGAGGCGCAAGAAGAUGAAAUGCCGGAAGCUGAUAUGGCUCAUAUUGACGAUGAUGCCCAACUGAUCUCGCCCGACGAUCAAAAAUAUACGGAUCAACCGAAGGCAGAAACGAAAGCAGACUAAAUGGACUGCCAAUAAAAAAUCCUUGCCCAGGCGAAGUCUGGUCUAAUUUCUAUCGCAUUGUGAAUAGUCAGUCGUCACUCGUCGAAGCCAUUCUCAAUCAUGAACACCGAACGAAUGGCCAAUGUUCAUCUCCUUGCAUGACUUUGCAUGCCGCUUACGCAGCUCUGCUCGAAACUAAACGCAUAAGCAGAAUCAAAGCCAUGGCUAACGGAAUCACGCGAAACCCUCUAGAACUGACGAUCGUCAUCCAAGGCGUCAACUGGAAAUGCUGGCAAGUGCAAGAGGAACGAUUCGAAACGUCAUAUUACAUAUUUUUUAUAAGUUUUCUACAUUUUUAGAGAAACUUCCUUACUUCAUUUAAUACUUGGAUUCUAUUAUCAGACCCAAUCUAGCUGUAUACUUCCGAUUACAAAUUGUUAAGCCUUUUUAUAACUAUUUAUAGAGAGUAGACUGACUUGUUAAAAACACUUUAUGUUGUUCAUUUGUCGAGAGAUUUCACCGAAAUUGUAGAGAGGGAAAAGCAGGUCAUUAUAUAAAUAUAAGCAAAAUAAUUAGGACAAGCAUUUAAACAACAUACUUUGUACUGCGCAGAUGAUAGAGAAACAAAAAACGUGGAAUCACGGGACGAAAUGUUUGGAUUCGAUUUUAAAGUCAUAAAUCUGGAUUGGUAGAGCGUAGGCAAAUUUAGUAGGAAAUGCGUGGUUUUAUUUAUUGAAGUUAUAACAAUUCACAGCCUGAGUGUUAAUUAAUAAUUUGUUUCCAUUUUUUUAUGAAAAAGCUACAAAAAUCUUGACAGAAAUAACAAAUUUAAUACAUUGUUAUUGAA